Sphenostylis stenocarpa is the source of this 1401-nucleotide messenger RNA. NCBI's taxonomy places the organism in Eukaryota, Viridiplantae, Streptophyta, Magnoliopsida, Fabales, Fabaceae. The record is from the annotation of a GenBank genome assembly.
AUGGUCUCAUGUGGCUCAGGGGUUGGAGUCAACUGGGGAACCAUGGCUACUCACAAACUUCCACCAAAUAAGGUGGUCAGAAUGCUUCAAGAAAACGGUGUUGAUAAACUGAAGCUGUUUGAUGCAGAAGAGUGGAUUAUGGCGGCUUUGAUGGGGACUGAUAUUGAAGUAAUGCUGGCAAUACCCAACAACAUGUUAGAGGAUAUAAGUAAGAAUCCUCAGGUUGCAGAUUCUUGGGUUUAUGAAAAUGUCACUUCUUACAUGUACGCUGGUGGACUAAAUAUCAAGUAUAUUGCAGUGGGUAACGAACCUUUCCUUAAGGAAUACAAUGGCUCCUAUCUACAGACAACGCUGCCUGCUCUUAAGAACAUACAAACAGCUCUCAAUAGUUGGGGGUUUGGUUCACAGAUCAAAGUCACUGUUCCCUUCAAUGCUGAUGCUUACUAUUCCCCUGACUCAAACCAAGUGCCAUCAGCUGGUGACUUCAGGCCUGAAGUACGAGACCAGACCAUUGAAAUAGUCCAAUUCUUAUAUGAAAACAAUGCACCCUUCACUGUCAAUAUCUACCCUUUCCUCAGUCUUUAUGGAAAUGAUCAUUUCCCUUUUGAUUUUGCAUUUUUUGAUGGAAAUAACAGGCCUCUCAUAGACGGUAAUUCAGUUUACACCAAUGUGUUUGAUGCAAAUUUGGACACUCUUCUCUGGGCCUUAGAGAAGGCAGGGUUUCCAGACAUGGAUGUUAUAGUUGGAGAAGUUGGGUGGCCAACUGAUGGUGAUAAGAAUGCCAAUGUCCAGAAUGCAAAAAGGUUCAACAUGGGUUUGCUUAAGCAUGUCCAGAGUGGAAAUGGUACUCCUAAAAGGAAAGGCAUGAUUGACAUUUAUCUAUUCAGCCUGAUUGAUGAGAAUGCUAAAAGUAUUGCUCCUGGCAACUUUGAGAGGCACUGGGGGAUUUUUGAGUAUGAUGGCAAGCCAAAGUAUGAAUUGGACUUGGCAGGACUUGAACAGAAUAAGGGUUUGGUCCCAGUUGAGGGUGUAAAAUACAUGGAAAAACGGUGGUGUAUCUUGGAUCCAGAUGUGAAGGAUCUACACUUAUUGGCUGUUAGCAUUGACUAUGCUUGUAGCCAAUCAGAUUGCACUGCUUUGGGGUAUGGUUCUUCAUGUAACACUCUAACUCUCCUAGGGAAUGCUUCUUAUGCCUUUAAUAUGUAUUAUCAAGUAAACAACCAAAAGGAUUGGGACUGUGAUUUCACUGGUUUGGCUACAGUAACAGAUGAUGAUCCAUCAGAAAAGGGUUGUCAGUUCCCUAUAAUGAUCUCUUGUGCCUCUUCUUUACUGCGGCUUGGAAGGUUAACAAAUCUCCUCAUGAAAGCUUGGAGUCUAUAUAUAUUUGUAAUCUUGCUAUAG